Entamoeba invadens IP1 is the source of this 687-nucleotide messenger RNA. RefSeq names its product GTP-binding protein SAS1, putative. NCBI's taxonomy places the organism in Eukaryota, Evosea, Mastigamoebida, Endamoebidae. Gene Ontology annotation, molecular function: GTP binding; GTPase activity. The coding region runs from base 1 to 687 and encodes 228 amino acids. The transcript has 3 exons. The record is from RefSeq and is a predicted model, not a curated record.
AUGAGUGCCAUCAAAGAAGUUUGCAAAGAAAAUGAAGUUGAAGAUGGGCUUGUCCGUAAAAAUGCUUUUGGACUCCCUGUCUCUAUAGAAGAGAAAUUGAUUCUUCUUGGUGAAAGUGCUGUAGGUAAGACUUCAAUCAUUCAAGCACAAGUAAAUAAAGUGUUCAAUCCAAGCAUUUUAUCAACAGUUGGUGUUGAGAAAGAGAGUUGGGUAUUAGCUGCAAAAGAGGGCUUAUUUUGUUGUGAAUUAUGGGACACUGCUGGACAAGAAAAAUUCCGUUCAGUCACUAAAACUGCGUACCGAGGAGUAAAUGGAGUGAUUUUUGUGUUUGAUGUGUCAAACAAAAAAUCGUUUGAUAGCAUUAAUUUUUGGAUAGACGAUUUCAAGAAAAGUGAAGGCGAUACAAUGACUUUCAUGUUAUGUGGAAACAAGUGCGACAUUGCCGAGAGAAUUGUAACCAAAGAAGAGGCCAAAACAUUUGCAGAUAAAAUUGGAAUGAAAUAUUUUGAAACAUCUGCCAAAAAUGGGACUAAUAUUAAAGAAAUGUUUAAAACUCUUGUAAAAGAAGUCUAUGAAAAAAAUCCAGAACUGUUUGGAGAAGCUCCACAAGUCAAAAAAAUUCAAAUCACAUCACAACAACAGAUUUCUGAUAAACAACAAACACAAGAACUUAAACAAUGUUGUUAA